Diachasma alloeum is the source of this 1260-nucleotide messenger RNA. RefSeq lists its product as uncharacterized. Gene Ontology annotation, cellular component: mitochondrion. The record is from RefSeq and is a predicted model, not a curated record. Bases 265 to 825 code for a protein of 186 amino acids. Gene Ontology annotation, molecular function: zinc ion binding; protein-folding chaperone binding. The transcript is spliced from 3 exons. NCBI's taxonomy places the organism in Eukaryota, Metazoa, Arthropoda, Insecta, Hymenoptera, Braconidae. Gene Ontology annotation, biological process: protein folding; protein stabilization; protein import into mitochondrial matrix.
CGACGAAGUUUAAACUACAGUAUUUCUUUAUCGAUCAAAAAAGAAAUUUCCCUGGAGAAAAAUAUUAUUAAGAGGUCGGAAUAAUUUUUCGGAUUUUUGUUGUCAUUUUACGAAUCCUUUAGGAGCACAUGGCGCCGCUAGUUACGAAAAAUUACGCAAGGGAAAACGUGAAUUUCACUCGGAGUACGAAAAUCUCGUUUUGGUGAUUGAUUAAAGGGGAAAAGUGCCUUUUAGCACGGGAAAGUUCAUUGGUUUUAUCAACUGAUGAUCAUGUUUGGGUGGAGGCAGAUGUUGAGAGCCUCCCUGAGGCUGUUCCCAGUGAAAUCCCUGGAGAGAGCUCCAGUCCUCCCCGAAAAUGCUCCUAAGACUCUCCUGCAGACUCUAGAGAGCGAAGGAAUCCUGAGGAAAUUCUCAACCCAAGUAAAUGACAGUCCCCAGGAGCAACCGAUCAAGGAAGAACCCCUGACAAAACACCCAAUUGCCAAAGUAGAAGCGAAAAUGAGGAUAAUGUUCACCUGCAAAAAAUGUGACACGAAAAAUUCGAAGACAAUGACCAAGUUAGCUUAUGAGAAGGGAGUUGUCAUCAUUCGUUGUGAUGGGUGUAAAAACAAUCACCUGAUUGCUGACAAUUUGGGCUGGUUCGGAUCAAUUCCCGCUAAAAGAAAUAUCGAGAAGAUCAUGAAGGAUAAGGGACACACUGUGAGGAGACUUCAAGUUUAUGGAGCUGAUACUUUCGAAGUUGUGAGUAAAGAUGAGAACAUUGAAAUUAAAAAGGAGGAAGCUGUGGAGAUAGAGGAAGAAAAACCGCUGCAGAUAGAUCGGUAAUGAAUUCACCAUUUAGAGAGAAACUGGAAAAACUUGCAUUCAGUUUUUGAUAAAUCCAUGGGAGAUACGAUCAUUUUCCGCAGAACCUUUUUUGUAGCUCUUAAAAUUAUCUACGAAAAAGGUUCGAUCAGAAAUGUCGACAUCUCCUUUAGAUUCCGAGAUAUUUACGAAAAACAUCUCGUAAUAUUGAUUUUGGGGAAGAUGAAGUGAAUUAAAUUUUUUGAAUCAUCAACAUCUGCUGAACAGAUGAUGGAAUUUGAAUGAGUCAGAUCUCAAUUUCAAAUCUGAAAAAAAUCAUUAAAAAUGAAACAAAAAAGUAUAAUUUCACUUCCCUUUAUAUUCGUAAAUAAUCAAUUUAAAUAUGUAAAAAGUUUCUGUAAUUAUGAUUGUAUGUAAUGAUUGUAUAAAUUUUUAUAGAAUAAUUCAGUCUAUACA